UAUGGUGACAGAGACACUGACCUGCACCAAAUGUAGAGCCACCCACGUGUCUUGGAGCCAAACUGUCCUCAGGCAGCUGGACUUGGCUCACAGGUCUGAAUUCCGGGUGAUCCUGACCCAGAAAUAUGCCUGUGACAUCCGGGUGAUCCGCUUCCUGCGGGAGAGAGGUCUGGGUAACAGUCCAACACGGGUUGUUAAGCAGCUGAUGGAAAACCACUCUGAGGAGUGGCUGCAUCGGGUUGCCAGGUACACCACAGAGUGUGUGGACUUUCAGCAGCGCCCCGGACUGCUGCCCAUGACUUUCCCUGAGCCCCCUGAGCCUUCUGUGGUGCCAAGCUGCAAGUGGCUCCUGUCUGUCUACAGCCAGGACAUCUUGACAAGGCUCGAGGACAUCAAGGCCAGGAUAACAUCCACCUUUGGCACAAUUUUAAAGAUGGACUCGACCAAAAAGAUCACCAAGAAGCUUGCCGGCACGGCUAAAGGGACAGCUCUCUGGCUCACCUCCGUGGGGAAUGAGCAUGGUCAGAUUCUGAUCAGCGUGCUGACCGCUCAGGAGGGAGCUGGCCUGGACAUGAUGGCAGCAGACCUGGUACAGCGUUACCAGAAAGCUGGUGUCCAUCCCCCUGUUGCCCUGUAUGUGGACUGUGGCUGCUGCUCCAACGCUGGGGAGACCAAGCUGGAGGCCAGAUUCGGUGGGUGGCCUGACCUCAUCGUCAGGCUCGAUAUCUGGCACUUCAUGCGCAGAAUUGCCCUGGGAUGCGCAACAGAUGCUCAUCAGUUGUACCCGGUCUUUAUGUCACGCCUGUCAGCGUGCAUAUUUGAGUGGGAUGCAGCUGAUUUAGCUCUGUUGCGCGAAGCAAAAAAACAGCAGCUUCAGUCCCAGGGCAUGGCAGUCACAGAUCAGGACAUCAACAGGCAUCUGUCCAGGGGGGAGCUGGCCCUCCAUUGUCGGAGGAGAACCCGGGGUGAAGAGGCCACCACCCAGAUGCUGGAGGAGCUGCUGCAGGGGCUGACGGGGACCAGUGGCAACGACUCUCUUGGAGUUCCCCUGUUUGACAUGGACAGGAUGGAGCACAUCUGGCAUGUCCAAAGCAAGCACAUCAAAUGCAUCCAGGACCCGCCAGGUGUGUCUCUCUACACAAAAACAGGGGAGCUCACUAAGGGAGGUGUGCGGUUGCCCACAUUCAGGUGCGCCAGGGGCUCUACAUCUUUGGAGUCCUUUCAUUUGCACCUCAACCGCUUCAUCCCAGGAACCAGUGCCAACAGCCUGAAUUUUCAGGUUUACUUGCUUGAAGGACUCCAUAGGUGGAACCAGGACCGUGGUAGUGCUGCCCUGUCGGCUGGACCAUCUGCUUUCCGCAGCUACUCGGGUGACCUGCUUCACUGUGUGAACAGGAACUAUGAGAAGCUGUUUGGCAGGAAGGUGGUCCCAGAGUUCUGUCCACCGUCCCCUUACACUGGAGAGCUCAUAGGGCUGCAGUAUCUGUUCCGGCAGACUGGUCAGGCACUGCAGGAUAUGCACCCUGAUUCGGAGGAGACUGCUCAGAUGGUGGAGGAGCAUAAUGUGGAGGACAAUGAGGAGGAAGAUGAGGGGUUUGCCGAAGCAGCAGAGGACCCAACAGUGCUGGACCAGGAAGCUCUCCAUGCCCCUGCCACUCUGACUCCUGGCCUGAGCUCUAGUGUGUCCACAGCUCAGCUCACCUCCUCCACAACAGCUCCUUGCAGUUCCUCCAGCCAAGCUUCGAGCACCUCCUUCAUCCCAGCUCCUAGCACCUCCUUCGGGACAGCUCCCAGCCCACUGGCCAUAGCUCCCUCUCCUGGCCCAUCUGCAGUAGCCUCUGCUUCGUCAUCUCUGGUCUCAACUUCAUCCUCUGAGACUGGAGUUGAUAUGCAGCCUCAUGAUGAUGAUGUGGCUGUGGACGAGCAGAAUGUCCCUGGCUACCAGAACGUGGACAGACUCGCUGAGUUUUUGGUGGAGCUUCGGAGUCAGACGUCCCUGUGUCUCACCAACCAGCAGGCCAGCACCAUCAAAGGCCUGUGGGACAGCCUCAACGAGCGGGACAGGCAGCGGGUGGUAUAUGCUGCUCGACACCAGGACAGGCUCCUGACUGGAAGGUUCAGAACACCGAAGAAGCCCUCAACCACGCCUGGUGUGGAGAGCACUGCCCGCUGCCUGUUAGGUGCAAGUAGCGCGCCUGCUCAGUGGCCUAACUGCUGUCGGUUGGUGGAGAACAUUUUCAUUCGACUCUGCAGCAUUCACCAAGGCCCAGUGAGGAGAGGGAAGACAGCUGUCUCGAGGUGGUCCCUUAUCUUGAGGGAUUACCACAGGAUAAGGCAGCUGGUGCUAGGGAACUCUCUGGUGAUGCAGCAGACAGCCAUUCAGCUGGUGGAGGUCAACCAGAACACCCUGAUCCAGUGGUUCAACUCCAGGCAGAAGAGACAGGAACUGUCUGUGCUGCUUCAGGGUGCCGUCCUACCUCCAGCCAUCUCUGAAUCUGCAGAGCCUCUUCAGGAGGCAAGAGUGCUAGCUGCUCAGCCUGCACCAGCGCAGCAGGAGCACCAGUACUGGCUGCCAGAGAGCACAGCUGGUCAGGCACAGCAGAGGCAGAGGGGUCCUAGUCAGGUCCCCCGCACCAUCUUACCGAAAACACCGGGCAAGAGGCCUCUGUUUGCCGGCCCCCCAGCACCAGCACCCAGUCUGACAACCCAGUUUGUCUCUCCACCUGGACAAAAUGUCAGACUAAUACAAGUGCCAGUUAUAUAUCCUGUGGCAGUUUUCCCUCAGACAGGUGCAGCUACAAGCCAAGAAGAAGCCCCACCCAAGAGGCCAUACAGGAGGACGGUGGAGGCUAACACCUGCAAAAAGUGUGGCCAGUUCAGGAAUGCCGAAACUGGCCACAGCCAGUACUAUGGCAAAGUGUACUGCCCUGAGUUUGAGACCCUCACCAAACAGCAGUGGCUGGAGGAAAUGAGGAAGAAAUUCCAGAAAUAGGCUGAUCUUGUAAAUAAUAACUAAAAUGGCACACUAAAUUAAAACUGUAAAAAUUGUAUAUAGUUGUAAGUAUUUAUGUUUAUUUUUGUUGUUUUGUAAGUUAUGAUAGUGUGCAAUAAAUUGUUAUAUUUUCUACAAACAAACACAA
Molecule: messenger RNA, 3140 nt
Organism: Notolabrus celidotus (New Zealand spotty)
Lineage: Eukaryota; Metazoa; Chordata; Actinopteri; Labriformes; Labridae
Exons: 7
Coding region: 2-2992 (996 amino acids)
Source: RefSeq, a predicted model, not a curated record